Messenger RNA from Nelumbo nucifera (sacred lotus), 1867 nucleotides. RefSeq lists its product as uncharacterized. Lineage: Eukaryota; Viridiplantae; Streptophyta; Magnoliopsida; Proteales; Nelumbonaceae. The record is from RefSeq and is a predicted model, not a curated record.
CUUGUCGCCCUCGUCUCAGAAACUGCUGCUCUUUGUGCGCCAGGUAGCAAUACACCUGUCCUCUGCAUCUUCAACCAUCUUUACUAUAAAAAUUUUCUGAAUUCUCACGUCGGAGAAGGAUCAACUUGAUUACCUCUGGAGAUGGCUCGGCCUAUCCACUGUAACGUGUCAGUUGUUUUGGUGUUGGUCCUUGUGCUGAUUGCCUCCUGCAGAAGCAGUAGUGUAAGUGAAGAGGGUCACCACCACGAGAACGAACACGCGAAGUCAGGGAGGGAGGCUAAAGAAACGACGGAUUCAUGGACCAACUGGGCUAAGGACAAGAUCUCCGAGGGCCUCGGUCUCAAGCAUGACGACGGCAAGGAGACCGCUAAGCAGGCAUACGAUGCAACCGGAGACACUGCCAGGACAGUUCAGGAUACUGCUUGCAGCGCUGGACAGUACGGUGCAGAUAAGGCCGGAGAUUUGAAGGAAACGGCGAAGUACAGUGCUAGCAAGACCGGAGCAGCUGCUAAGGGAACGACAGAGUAUACUGCGGACAAGGCCGGAGAUUUGAAGGAAACGACGAAGUGCGGUGCAGGCAAGGCCGGAGAAGCUGCCAAGGGAACAGCAAAUUAUGCUGCGGACAAGGCCGGUGAUUUGAAGGAAGCGGCAAAGUGCGGUGCAGGCAUGACCGGAGAAGCUGCCAAGGGAACGGCAUACUAUAGUGCGGACAAGGCCGGAGAUUUGAAGGAAACGGCAAAGUAUGGUGCAGGCAAGGCGGGAGAAGCUGCCGAGGGAACGGCAGAAUAUGGUGCGGACAAGGCCGGCGAUUUGAAGGAAACGGCAAAAUACGGUGCAGGCAAGACCGGAGAAGCUGCCAAGCGAACAGCAGAAUAUGGUGCGGACAAAGCCGGAGAUUUGAAGGAAACCGCGAAGUAUGGUGCAGGCAAGACCGGAGAAGCUGCCAAGCGAACGGCAGAAUAUGGUGCAGGCAAGACCGGAGAAGCUGCCAAGCGAACGGCAGAAUAUGGUGCAGACAAGGCCGGAGAUUUGAAGGAAACGGCAAAAUACGGCGCAGGCAAGACCGGAGAAGCUACCAAGGGAACGGCAAACUACGGAGCAGACAAGGCCGGAGAUUUGAAGGAAACUGUGAAACAAACAGCACAAUACGGUGCAGACAAAGCCGGAGAUUUGAAGGAAACCGCAAAAUACGGUGCAAGCAAAGCCGGAGAAGCUACCAAGGGAACGACACAGUACGGUGCGGACAAGGCCGGAGAUUUGAAGGAAGCGGUGAAGGGGACGGCACAGUACGUUGCAGACAAGGCCGGAGAAAUGAAGGAUUCGGCGUUGGGAAGACCACGUCACGGCGCGGAGAGAGCAGUGAACAUGGGAAACAUAAGCAUGGAGGAAGUGAGAAACAAAGCAGUGGAUGCAGAGCAGCAACGUGGAGCCACGGAAAAGGCGAGGGAGGGUUACGAAGCAGCGAGAAACAAGGCUGGAGAAACUCUGGAGAGUGCCAAGGAGACCAUUGCAUCCAACUACGACACAGCCAAGCAGAAAUCGAAAGAAGUGAAGGAUAACAUUGCUGGUCUGGGUAGAACUCGAGACGAAGAACUCUGAGAGAGAGAGAGAGAGAGAGAGAGAGAGAGAGAGAGAGAGACUCUUGGGUGGCUCGUCGUCGUCGUGGCUCUUCACGACCGUUAGUCAGUUUCGCUCGUACAACUUUUCAUUUUAUAUAAUGUAUCUCUAUAGUACUGUUCUAAGAUAUACUGUACUGUUGUAAGUUUUUUUUUCUUCUGUCUGUAAUUGUGUUUGGUUUUCUUUGUCAUCUGUUGUUCAUAAGAAUCUGAAUGAAUGAAAGAAAAACUAGUAUACUUCAUCCUGUUAA